Messenger RNA from Amoebophrya sp. A25, 575 nucleotides. The record is from the annotation of a GenBank genome assembly. Lineage: Eukaryota; Dinophyceae; Syndiniales; Amoebophryaceae.
CGACGAGUUUGGGCGAAAACGAGUACGAGCCACAAGUGCCGGUGGCCACCACCAUCAUGCAGCUACUAGUUCAGAUCUUGUCGCAGCACCAGGAGACAUCAGGUCACAUAGAGGAGGAGGCGCGCUUGCAGCUGUCUCUACUUCUACCGGUACAGCAACCUCCUCCUCUUCCGCAGGAGGGCAAACUACUAGCAGUAAGCAGGCAAAAGCCAAAGCGGCCUUGGUUAUGAAAGGCUUAGGCACUGACAACGCGGUGCUGUAAUUAAUAUAAAUAAAAUAGUAGAGCAGGCAUCUACAUCUUCUGCCCUGCCUUCUCCUGUGAGUUUCUGGGAGCAUUCAGAUUGGAUCAGUCGGAGAUCACUCGUAAAUGUUGAGCUUACUCACUGUAAAGUUGUUUCGUGAAGAUCCACCGUACCUACAAAAUACAAGCUCUAAGCUGACACGACUCUAUGGAGUGAAAAAGACCGAGAAACCGCGGCAGAGAAGUAAACCGCGGCAGAGAAGCCGCAGUCGGGAAAGGCGAAGAUGACAUCACAACAUUGUUGUCGUUGAGACACCACUGGUUUGAAGUGGAC